AUGAGGCAUACAAUUUUGGUGACCGCUGUUCUAUCGACCCUGAUGGUGUUAACGGCGUGCCAGUCGGACGAUGAAACAGCAGCCAUGGUACUGGCUGUAAACUCUAACGAACCAGAAGAGAAGACAACAAAUGACGAAGAUAAUCUCAACCUAGAUCCAGUUCUUGAUGAAACUGACACGGAUAACGAACAGCAGCAGGAGACUUGGAAUUGGUUGAAAAAUGUUUUGAAGAUAGCGUCGGAUGAAGGAAAGAUAAAUAAUCCGGUAUUGAAGAGUUCGAGCUAUGAUUCCAAAAUCCCGAGUCAGAAUGAUGAAGUGUUGAAGAUAGCCGCUGAUGAAUGUUCAUCUCAUAACAAUUUUAAAACAUCGAAUGAUAAUUCUUAUGCUUCAUUUGAGAGAGCCUUCAGCGACCAGAAGACGAUGGUCUGGCUACUGAGUGCCAUUUCUGACAACCAAGGUGGCUAA
Messenger RNA from Parnassius mnemosyne (clouded apollo), 465 nucleotides. Lineage: Eukaryota; Metazoa; Arthropoda; Insecta; Lepidoptera; Papilionidae. The record is from the annotation of a GenBank genome assembly.